Harpegnathos saltator (Jerdon's jumping ant) is the source of this 333-nucleotide messenger RNA. Its product is annotated as histone-lysine N-methyltransferase SETMAR-like. The coding region runs from base 1 to 333 and encodes 110 amino acids. The record is from RefSeq and is a predicted model, not a curated record. Gene Ontology annotation, biological process: replication fork processing; DNA double-strand break processing; double-strand break repair via nonhomologous end joining. Gene Ontology annotation, cellular component: condensed chromosome; site of double-strand break; nucleus. Lineage: Eukaryota; Metazoa; Arthropoda; Insecta; Hymenoptera; Formicidae. The transcript is spliced from 2 exons. Gene Ontology annotation, molecular function: DNA topoisomerase binding; single-stranded DNA binding; double-stranded DNA binding.
AUGGCUUUAGUGAGGUCAUAUCUCACGAUGUAUACAUCGCAUCUGGUCAUUCUAUACAGCGACUUAAAGUACCACUACGACCAAAGAGAAAAAGCGGAGCAGGCGGCCAAAAAAAUUUGUGCUGUUUAUGGACCCAAUACAGUAUCGAAUGCAACAGCAAAGCGGUGGUUCCAACGAUUCCGUUCUGGUAAUAUGGACGUCGAAGAUAAGACACGCUCUGGUAGGCCAAUCGUUGAAAAUGUCGAUAAAAUCAUGGAAAUCGUCGAGUCGGACCGGCAUGCGAGCACUUAUUCCACUGCCCAGGAACUGAAGAUUAGCCAGAAAACCGUUUGA